GUCUCCAACUACUACUCGCACCACUCACCACAGCGACAGAGGGACAGAGAGUAGGACCAUAGGAAAUAUAUCCUUUCUAUUACUGUAAUCACAUAACCCAGGAGGUCAUGUCCACCAACAACUUUGAAGACGUAGAGGAUCGGGAUGGUAUCCGCCUAUCUUGGAACGCAUGGCCGUCAAGUAGGAUAGAAGCUACCAGGACUGUUGUACCUAUCUCUGCUCUUUACACUCCUCUGAAAGAAAGGGAAGAUUUACCACCUGUCCUGUACGAACCUGUCACUUGCAAAGCUUCUUGUAAGGCCAUUCUGAACCCUUUUUGCCAAAUCGACGUCCGUGGAAAACUAUGGAUAUGUCCAUUCUGUCUACAACGGAACCCUUUCCCUCCGCAUUACAAAGAUAUAACAACUACAAACCUCCCAGCUGAACUUCUUCCAAAGUACACCACCAUCGAAUACACACUCUCUAGACCCGCUCAAAUCCCUCCGAUCUUCCUCUACGUCGUUGACACUUGUGUGGACGAAGAUGAGCUCAAAGCUUUGCGCGAGACUUUGGUCGUCAGUCUUAGCUUGUUACCUCCGACUGCACUGGUGGGAUUGAUUACUUUUGGUACCAUGACCAUGGUACACGAACUCGCAUAUUCCGACUGUCCCAAGUCCUACGUCUUCCGAGGAUCCAAAGAAUAUCAACCCAAACAAAUCGCCGAUAUGCUAGGACUGAACCCGUCCAACAGGAUGCAAGCGGUAAGACCCGGUCAACCCAUGCCUGCGCCGGCUGCUAGCCGAUUCCUCAUGCCUGCUCAAGCGUGCGAGUUCCAGCUCACCAGUAUCCUCGAGGGAUUGCAGAGGGAUCCGUGGCCUGUGGAACAGGACAAACGUCCUUUGAGAUGUACUGGGGUAGCCAUGGGUGUUGCUGUUUCUCUCCUCGAGACCACGUUCCCCAAUACGGGAGCUCGCAUCAUGCUCUUCUCCGGAGGUCCACCCACCGACGGACCAGGUCUAGUUGUAGGUCCCGAAUUGAGAGAACCUAUCAGGUCGCACCACGACAUCGAUCGUGACAGUGUCAAGCAUUUCAAACGCGCUACAAAGUACUUUGAGGGUCUGUCCAAACGCGCGUCAGCCAACGGCCAUGCAAUUGAUAUCUACGCGGGAUGUUUGGACCAAGUCGGUCUGCUAGAAAUGAAAUCGUUGACCAACGCGACCAAUGGGUCUAUGGUCAUCUCGGACUCUUUCAUGACCGCCAUCUUCAAACAGACCUUUUUGCGAUCCUUGGGGAAAGACGAUGAUGGUCAUCUGAAAAUGGGUUUCAAUGGUACUUUCGAGGUACUCACCACAAAAGAACUCAAGAUCUCCGGAGUCAUCGGCCACGUCAUAUCAGCCAACAAGAAAACUCCCAGUGUGGGUGAGACUGAAAUAGGGAUCGGUCAAACCUCCGCAUGGAAAGUUUGUUCCCUCACCCCAAAAUCCUCCCUUGCCACAUACUUUGAAGUUGUCACUCCUGCCGGUCAACCUCUCCAACCCAAUCAAACCGGUUUGAUCCAGUUUGUGACCCAUUAUCAACAUUCUUCUGGACAAUUCCGUCUACGAGUGACUACCAUUGCUCGAACCUUUCACGAAGGCGGACACCCAGCUAUCGCCGCUUCGUUCGAUCAAGAAGCCGCCGCGGUGCUCAUGGCUCGUAUCGCUGUCUUCAAAGCGGAGAUCGAUGACAGUCCAGAUGUGUUGAGAUGGUUGGAUAGAAUGUUGAUUCGGUUGUGUCAGAAGUUUGCCGAGUAUAGGAAAGAAGAUCCGACUAGUUUCCAAUUGAGUCCGAAUUUCAGUAUUUACCCGCAAUUCAUGUUUCAUCUGAGAAGGAGUCAGUUUUUGCAGGUGUUCAAUAAUUCACCGGAUGAGACGGCUUUCUACCGCCACGUAUUAAACGACGCCGAUGUCAACAACUCCCUCAUUAUGAUCCAACCCACCUUAAUGUCCUACACAUUCGACGUCGAACCCCAUCCCGUCCUACUCGAUUCAGUUUCCAUCCGACCUGACGUCAUCCUUCUCCUCGACACAUUCUUCCAUAUCCUCAUAUUCCACGGUGAGACCAUAGCUCAAUGGCGUAAAGCGAAUUAUCAAGAUCAAGAAGGAUAUGAAAAUUUCAAAGAAUUACUAGAAAGUCCAAUCACCGAUGCACAGGAUCUGUUAGAGGAUCGAUUACCUAUACCUCGUUAUGUGGUCUGUGAUCAAGGUGGAAGUCAAGCUAGAUUCUUGUUGAGCAAGUUGAAUCCGAGUACUACACAUAUGAGCGGAGGUUAUGGAGGAGGUGGGAAUGGUGGUCAAGCUAUAUUUACGGAUGAUGUUAGUUUACAGGUGUUUAUGGAACAUUUGAAGAGGUUGGCCGUUGGAGCUUCGACCAGUUAGGGGGGGAAUAAGGGCCAAGUUUUCUCUGGUUUGAGGUCUCUGAAGGAAAGGUUGAGUAAAAAGUCACUGCUGGGUGGGUGGGUAAAUUUAUGAGAUAUUGAAAGAAAUUGUGUAUAAAAUCACGAGAUGCAUUGGAGAUACAUAGGUUUG
Messenger RNA from Tremella mesenterica DSM 1558, 2546 nucleotides. RefSeq lists its product as uncharacterized. Gene Ontology annotation, molecular function: zinc ion binding; GTPase activator activity. The record is from RefSeq and is a predicted model, not a curated record. Gene Ontology annotation, biological process: COPII-coated vesicle budding; intracellular protein transport; COPII-coated vesicle cargo loading. Gene Ontology annotation, cellular component: endoplasmic reticulum exit site; COPII vesicle coat. The transcript is spliced from 8 exons. NCBI's taxonomy places the organism in Eukaryota, Fungi, Basidiomycota, Tremellomycetes, Tremellales, Tremellaceae. The coding region runs from base 108 to 2396 and encodes 762 amino acids.